AUGGCCACAUCCAAGGUGCUCGGCGACGACGACCUGCUCGGUGAGAUCCUAAUUCGCCUUGACUCCCCCACCUCCCUCGUCCGCGCUGCUCUGGUGUCCAAGCGCUGGCUCCGCCACGCCUCCCACAGGGACUUCCUUCGCCGCUUCUGCGGGCUCCGCCCGCCCCGCCUCCUCGGCUUCUUUGUCACCGGCGACUGGGUACCACGCCCGGACUCAGUUUUCGACGCCUUCCCCGAGUUCUCGUCAUACGUCUGGGACUGCCGGAACGGCCGCGUCCUCUUCGACUUCUCCGAGACCGUGUUUGGCAUCAGGAGAUUCGGGGUGAGCGACCCGCUGCGGUACCCUGAUCGAGGCGUGACCGAGUUCCCGCCGCCGCCGCCGCCCAUGGGCCCCCACGCCAUGCUCCUUCCAGACGACGAGCACGAUGACGCUUCAUGUUACCGUGUGGACAUCGACACACGGGGCCGCCGGAGGGUCUCCGCACAGGUAUCUGUCCUGCGGUCCGGCGCCUGGACCGUCCUCUCCGCCUGGACUAAGCUCGACAGGCCGCCGGACAGGAUCCCCAAGUUAACUCUGCUCGCCGGCGGCAAGCUCUACAUGGUGGCAGUGGCGGGGUACAUCAUCUGUAUGGACCUGGCCGCUGCAAGCCUCUUCGUCGUCGAGUACCCGGAAGGCGUUGCGUACGAGUACUACGGCAACCUUGUCCUCUGCCGUGGAGACAAUUCUGUGCUGUACCUCUUCCAUGUGAAGGGAGAUCGGCUCAGCGUCUGGCUCCGCAGGAUGGAUGAGCACGGCGCCGAGUGGGUACUCAGGGACACCGUACCAUCUCUGUGA
This is a messenger RNA of Miscanthus lutarioriparius, 834 nucleotides long. NCBI's taxonomy places the organism in Eukaryota, Viridiplantae, Streptophyta, Magnoliopsida, Poales, Poaceae. The record is from the annotation of a GenBank genome assembly.